ACAGGUGACGACAUCGUUGUCAUACUCGUGAUUUCAUAACACGCCAUUUUCUUUGUGUGAAGUGCUGGCACAGGAAAAUUUCUCUCACUGUUUUCUAUCUAAAUCAAGUUUACAAUGGCUUCUCGUAAGAAAUUACUUCUCAAGGUUAUUAUCUUGGGAGAUUCAGGAGUCGGUAAAACCUCUCUGAUGAAUCAAUAUGUAAACAAAAAAUUUAGCAAUCAAUAUAAAGCAACCAUAGGAGCAGAUUUUCUGACCAAAGAAGUUAUGGUAGAUGAUAGGAUAGUUACUAUGCAGAUUUGGGAUACAGCGGGUCAAGAAAGGUUUCAGUCUCUAGGCGUUGCUUUCUAUAGAGGCGCCGACUGUUGUGUUCUCGUGUUUGAUGUAUCAGCACCAAGCAGCUUGAAGUCAUUGGACUCAUGGAGGGAUGAAUUCUUAAUUCAAGCUUCCCCUCGAGAUCCAGAUAACUUUCCAUUUGUCGUACUUGGAAAUAAAGUUGAUGUAGAACCCAAACCGUUCUCUAGUAAGAAAGCACAGCAAUGGUGUCAAUCUAAAAAUAAUAUUCCAUACUUUGAAACUAGUGCAAAAGAAGCAAUCAAUGUUGAACAAGCCUUCCAGACGAUAGCAAAGAAUGCUCUUGCCCAGGAAAGUGAAGUGGAACUGUACAAUGAAUUCCCUGACCAAAUUAAAUUGACUAACGACCAAAGAAGCAAUGGCAAAGGUGAUUCUUGUGCCUGCUAGGUCUUCGAACGAUGAGAACUUUGGACGAGCACAUAGAUGUACAGGUCAGAUCGUACAUUCGCGUACCCCCCUGCGCAUUUUAAAAAUACUACAUCGAGUUUCAUAUGUUUUGGAAGUUCCAGGUAUGCUCCUUGGUUGUUUCAUGCUUCAAACAUUCUUAUUGAAAUUACACAGAAGAAAUGACUAAAAUAAUUGAUAUACAACAGAUUUCUAACAGUAAUAUCUAACGUUUUUGUAAUCAGGAGCAUCCGUUUGGCUUCCUCACAUAAGAGACUAUGUUGUAGUUUAUAUUGUGUGUUUGUGCUAUACUUGACUUUCCAAAUGUUUGGCUUGUCAAGCAAUAUGUUAAACACAUUUCUAAAGAUUAUAAGGCUCUCUUAUUGGGUAUGACGAAGAAUAUGAGCUGCCCUACCUAAAUGCAUCUUUACAACUCAUUGUUGAUGCCCUUUAUCAUGAAGUGAUACUAUGUUGUUUUCAAAUUGUCGUACACAUAAACUGUCGUGUUGAGAAAAUAAAUUUUACAGGUCGUGAACACGAAACCUAGCGUAAUAAAUAGAUCGUUGCAAAUAUGUUUGCUCAUGGUUUAUUAAGUACAAUCGCAUUUAACCGUGGAGAUCCAAAAAAUGAUUUAUGAUCUGUGGAUAGACAUAUUGUACGAUAUAUUGGAUAUUGCGUCAAUGAAAUUGGAAUCGUUUAAAUUUAUGUUUAUCAAUGCGCCAAGAAUCAGGAAAUUUAUUAAUCAUUAUUUGACUACUUCUGAACUUCUAUAACAGUGGAUCGGUUUAUCGUUUUGAUAACGUUACAAUAGUCUAUUCCCUAUUUACGUAGGCGUUUCAAUCUUAAAAAGUUGGUGCGUCUUCGAUGGGAAAAUUCACUUUUUAAAAUUAAAUAUCAGUAAUUGUAUGAUUUGUCAUUCCGCGUUCUCAGUGCUCCCGCAAUAUUUACAUAUUAGUAUUUUCACGUGUUUGUAAAUUCCUCCCUGUGGUGUGAAAGCUUGGAACCGCAAUGCAUGGAUUUUCAAUGUACACUAAUUUUAUACUAUCUAUUUUAAAAUAACUCAUACCUAUUGAUCAAAAGUUGUGUAAGAUCUUUCUAUAUUAAAUUAAACGGUUUCUAAAAGUUAUUGAUUUUUCUCUACGUUGUUUUGUUAAAUAAAUUUUAAUUUUAGAAAAAUGGUUGGGAACAAAAUUUAAUUUGCGUAAAGUUUCAUGAAUUCAAAUAUUUUACUAUAUAAUAUUAACUUAACGUAUUUUUUAAAUACGUAAGUCUAUAAAACAAACUAAAAACGUGAAUGUAAUGAUCCUAUUAGUGGUUGAAAAAAUGAUGUAACGCGGUAUCGACGACCAUUUCCAUAUUUAAAAUUAUAAUUUUAGAUCUAAGCCACGAUUUUGAACCAUGUAGAGCAAAAAUUACGUGAGCUAUGUAAAAGCUGAAUUGAUACAUGUAAGAUUUCUUAUAAGGUUUAGCACGUGUAACAUAUGCGUACAAUCGUGUGGUGUCCCAAUUCUGCUAUAAUAUGCGUAGUACGCGUGUAUGCGUAAUUGUAUAUGUAUAUAAAUGAUGAUGAUCAUGACGAU
Megalopta genalis is the source of this 2315-nucleotide messenger RNA. It is a transcript of the gene Rab7, whose product is annotated as RAS oncogene family member Rab7. Gene Ontology annotation, biological process: endosome to lysosome transport; phagosome-lysosome fusion. NCBI's taxonomy places the organism in Eukaryota, Metazoa, Arthropoda, Insecta, Hymenoptera, Halictidae. Gene Ontology annotation, molecular function: GTP binding; GTPase activity. The record is from RefSeq and is a predicted model, not a curated record. Gene Ontology annotation, cellular component: lysosome; late endosome; phagocytic vesicle.